Molecule: messenger RNA, 2034 nt
Organism: Symbiodinium sp. CCMP2456
Lineage: Eukaryota; Dinophyceae; Suessiales; Symbiodiniaceae
Source: the annotation of a GenBank genome assembly
AUGGCCGUGCAACUGCAGCUGGUCGACCGAACGGAGAUGGCAGGUAUUGUUUGGUACCACAUCCGGGUUGUCGAGAAUGAGAAGCAGUGGCUCGUGAAGAAAACCUACGAUGAGUUUGCACAUCUGGAUGCAAUGCUUUCUACACCUACGUCACCCUUUGUGAGACCCGCUUUCCCUGAGAAAGGUACCUUCGGUUUCCGAGCAAUGUUCAACAUCGGCGACUUCAACGAGAAGCGCCGAGUCGGCCUUGCCAACUACCUGGCACAGCUUGCACAGCAGCUGAAAUCCCUUGCUCAGCUGCCAGCGCUGCAGCGAUGGUUGCAGCCGGCAGCAGCUCCGGCUUACGCACCGGCCUAUGCCCAGCCAGCAGUGGCUGCUCCAGUGGCCAACCCCAUAGUAGCACCAACUGCGAUGCCGGCAGUUGCAGUAGCCUAUCCCCAGGGACCAACAAUGCCUGCUGCAGCAGUUGCAGUUGCGCAGGCCCCGAUUGAUCCGACGCAAGCAAUGACGGACAUUGCCCCCUCGGCUCCAGCUUUUUGCCCUGAAUAUUCGCAACCACUUGCGAAUCCAGUUGUUCAGCAGGCAGUACAGCCUGUGUUGGCUGUGGCUGCGCAGCCACAGCAAGAGGCCACACAACCCCUCGGACAGGCCGGACAGGCUGUGCCAGCACAAGCGGUUGUCAAUCAGGCACAGCCUGUGGUGGGGCAGAUUCCUGUUGAGCCUCAAGCUUUGCCUGCAGUGGGGCAGCCUGUAGGCCAAGCGAUGCCGGUGCAGCAAGCAGUGUCCGGAGAAGCAAUUCCAGCGCAAGUGCAGCCUGUCAUGGGGCAGGCGAUGCCUGUGACUGGGCAGCCUGUACCAGUGCAGGCCAUGAUAGGCCAGGCACAGCCUCCAGCCGCGCAGGCUGUUGUAGCUCAGGCUUUGCCGGCAGUGGGCCAGCCCGUCGCAGGACAGGCAGCAGUGGGGCAGGCCGCACCAAUACAGCAAGCCGUGCUAGGGCAAGCCGUGCCAGUACAAGCCAUGCCGGUGCAAGCUCAGCCUGCGGUCGGGCAAGUGGCUGUGCCAGGGCAGGCUUUGCCCGUGCAAGCUCAGCCUGCAAUGGGACAAGCGGCUAUACCACAGCAGGCUUUGCCAGUUCAAGGACAGCCGGUGAUGGGCCAAGCGGUGCCAGUGCAAGGCACACCCAUGAUGGGACAAGCCGUUCCGAUGGGCCAAGCAGUUCCAGUACAAGCACAACCCUUCCCAGGAGCUCUGCCGGCACAGGGCAUGCCUAUGCCAAUGGCUCAAGGAUUCGCACAAGGAGUGCCGGUGCAGGGGCAAGCCUUCCCUGCGGGCCAAUCGAAGUCAGGCUUUGGUCUGGGCGAUGGUGCGAAGCUAGCGGCGGGCGUUGCUGGCGCUGCGGGGCUGGCGGCUGGGCUGGGCGCCAUGCUCGGGGUCCACCGCACUGGCCACGAUUAUGAUUCUGGACAUCAUGCUGGGUAUGGUUCUGCUGGCUUCUCUGGCUUCUCCGGCCACCACCACGACCAUCACCAUCACCACCAAGAAUGGGGAUACAACCGCCACGAACACCAUCACGAAGGGCGCUGCUUCAAAUGUGAAGGUCGAGGCUUCGUUCACGACUCGUCCAUGAACCACGACAAAUCCUGGGAUGAGCGCUGCUUCUUUUGCACAGACUGCUCCGGCUGCAGUGGCAGAGGCUACAUCUCUCAGGGCCACGGCGGCUUUGGAGGCUUGGCAGGCAAGGAGCGCUGCUACAAGUGCCAUGGCCGUGGCUUCUCCCACGACUCCUCCAUGAGGCAUGAUAAGGAUGAAGACGAGAGGUGCUUCUUCUGCACAGACUGCACUGGCUGCAAUGGGUCUGGCCACAUCUCUGGCGGUGGGCUCGGCGGCUUGUUUGGACGCGGUGCCCAGCGAUGCUAUAAGUGUGAUGGGCGGGGUUUUUCCCAUAAUUCCUCCAUGAACCAUGACAAGGACAGCGAUGAGAGGUGCUUCUUCUGCGAAGACUGCACCGGAUGCAACGGGAGAGGUCAUUUGUGA